AUGACGUUCCACGGUCGUCAUGGAAAGAAGUCAACAACAGAUGCGCUACAAUUUUUACUAAAUUUUCUACUCUAUUUUUAUUUCUUUUUCUUUUCCUUCCUCUUUCUUUUCUUCUUUCUUUAUUCCUUUAUUGAAUCUGGAAAUAGCCAUGAACAUGUCACAGGAGACCGAAAAAAGAAACACGAGGAUUCUUCGCCUGAUACGUGCCCUCAGGGCCGAAAAAAAAAACGAGGAUUCUUCGCUCGAUACGUGCACUCAGGGCCGAAAAAAACACGAGGAUUCUUCGCUCGAUACGUGCACUCAGGGCCGAAAAAACACGAGAUUCUUCGCUCGAUACGUGCACUCAGGGCAGAAAAAAAAAACGAGGAUUCUUCGCUCGAUACGUGCACUCAGAGCCAAAAAAACGAGGAUUCCUCGCCUCGAUACGUGCACUCAGGGCCGAAAAAACACGAGGAUUCUUCGCUCGAUACGUGCACUAAGGGCCGAAAAAAACACGAGGAUUCUUCGCCUGAUACGUGCACUCAGGGCCGAAAAAAAAGCACGAGGAUUCUUCGCUCGAUACGCGCACUCAGGGCCGAAAAAAAAAACGAGAAUUCUUCGCUCGAUACGUGCACUCAGAGCCGAAAAAAAAACGAGGAUUCUUCGCUCGAUACGUGCACUCAGGGCCGAAAAAACACGAGGAUUCUUCGCUCGAUACGUGCACUCAGGGCCGAAAAAAACACGAGGAUUCUUCGCUCGAUACGUGCACUCAGGGCCGAAAAAAACACGAGGAUUCUUCGCCUGAUACGUGCACUCAGGGCCGAAAAAACACGAGGAUUCUUCGCUCGAUACGUGCACUCAGGGCCGAAAACACGAGGAUUCUUCGCUCGAUACGUGCACCAGGGCCGAAAAAACACGAGGAUUCUUCGCCUGAUACGUGCACUCAGGGCCGGAAAAACACGAGGAUUCUUCGCUCGAUACGUGCACCAGGGCCGAAAAAACACGAGGAUUCUUCGCCUGAUACGUGCACUCAGGGCCGAAAAACACGAGGAUUCUUCGCUCGAUACGUGCACUCAGGGCCGAAAAACACGAGGAUUCUUUUUGCUCGAUACGUGCACUCAGGGCCGAAAAAAAACACGAGGAUUCUUCGCUCGAUACGUGCACUCAGGGCCGAAAAAAACACGAGGAUUCUUCGCCUGA
Molecule: messenger RNA, 1179 nt
Organism: Acanthosepion pharaonis
Lineage: Eukaryota; Metazoa; Mollusca; Cephalopoda; Sepiida; Sepiidae
Source: the annotation of a GenBank genome assembly